GCUUUAAGUAAUGGACAAGGCUAAGUUCAACGAGUCAUAUGCUUUUGUUUAUCAUAAAAAGGAAAACUCCUUUCUUACCAAACGAUAUGUAAUACGUAUAAUAUGAAAAAAUUAAAUAAGUUCACUUAAAUUUGGCGACAAAUAUAUUAAAAUUCAUAAACAUAUGGAUUUUGAAGGUACAAAUUUAUUGUCAACGAUUUAUAAUAGACACGCUCUAUUAGGUAUGAAUUAGAUGGCAAAGGAUCAUUACUAUAAGGUUGACUGUUUUCAACGCAUCAUCGGAUAACAUUGAUAUCUUUCUAACGGAACACUGUGUAAUAUUAUUUAAAGAUGUAUCUUUGUAAAGGAAAAGUAAGUUCUCGAAGAUGUUUAUCGAUGUUCAAAGAUUGAUCGAGGGAGAAGAAAUCAAUAAAGGGGAUGAUAUCGUAGCUCGAGACUUUAAUGAGGGUUUAGCCUGGGUCUGUUAAGGUCCCCCUUUGUACAAAAGCGAGGAAAUUCAGUGAAAGAAGCAUCAGUGACAGUGCUUUCGAGAUACAGUAACGUAAUACCAUCGUUAGUUACCUGGAGAUAUUAAAAAAAGAUAUUUAUAUUUUCUCUCCAUUCAAGGUGAUCAGAGUGCAGCUAGUGAGAUGUCAAGGAAAUGGUGGUGGUGGUCCAAGUACUUUUGGAUACGACGCAUCAUCAGCGUGCAGCAAACCAUAUUCGCGUGCCGGACGUACAAUUGCAUUCGCCAUCGUUAAUCUUCCAUGUGACUUUCGCCGGCAGAGCUGGUGCACAAUCGCUGGUAGCUCCUAUCCCUGGCAUGCCGUACGUCGUUUUGUACAAGAAAAUCAAGGUCUGAUGAGACGUAUGUAUGGCGAUGAAAAAUAUAUAAACGUUUUGAAGGCAGAAUUUGAGAAGAAUGACAUAGAAUUAAAGUAUGAUGAUUACUAUCAUCAUUUUUCCGAUGACUCUAGGGGAUAUCAAUACGAGGACGAGUUUGAUUCGAUAGAAGACGAAGAGAGGAUUCUAAGAGUCGAUGACGAAGAAUAUGGGGGUCGUAGUUUCACUAGUAGAUCCUUUAACGAUCCUACAACUAAGAGAUUUGGUAAAUUUCCAAAAUUGAACGAAUACACCAGAUUGAAAGCGACCGAUGAUUCCUCCACUAGCACAACAACAAUGGUAACUUCUACAGCGACGAGUACAACAACGUCAUCGACUACGAUAGUGUCUUCCAUGGGAUCUUCGACUACGCCGGUAACCUCGACUAUGGUUGCCUCAACAACAGCUUCAUCAUCUAGCGUUGAUGUUACUACAAAAGAGAUCGAUAGUACACAAUCCUCGGCAUCAACGACACUUAAAAGAGUGGACAACGAAGUCGAAGUGAAGAACGAAACAGUUAUACACACGCAGAUCGUUCGCGAGCAGAAUUUAAGCAUCAACGAGAUAUCCGGACAAGUUGAUAGAAUAGAUGAGAAGAUUGAUGAAAAAGUUGAAGACAAAUUGGAAGAGCCAACGGAACAAACGGAAGUACCAGAAUUAGACAUCGAGGAUGAUUCGAAUAUUGAGAGUUUGGAUGCGCCAACUUCGUCAACAGUUUUCACUAAAGAUUCCUUCGACGUAGGCAAAGAAACGACUAUUCACGAGACCUUUGUCAGUGACGAUCAACAGAAAUUCAGACCGCGUCCAGAAUAUAGACCGUCGACGAGACCAGCAACGGUAAAUAUGGAAGGUCAGCUUUAUCAAGACGUUGCCGCGAAGGAUCAACAACAGGAACAACCUGUUUUGAAACUCCGUGGAGUAAAUGCCUGUCCUGUAAAAGAAGAAGUAGUAGCACCAUUUUGGGCUAAUAAUACUAGAGGCGAGGUACUUGCUCUGCUUAAUCUUUAUCCUUUUGAACAAUACGUCCAUUGGGAGAAGUGCACACACGAAAACAAGCAGAUGUACUGUAGGGAUGGAUGCAGAUGCGAACAGCAGUAUAGACUUCAUAGACUCUUAGCUUAUGAUCCCAAUAAUGAGUGUCGUGGCAUAUUUAGCGAUUGGUUCAAGUUUCCAAGUUGUUGUGUUUGUCGCUGUUACGACUUGCCUCUUGAAUUUCGGGUUACAUCGCGAUCGCCUCGCACUCAAAAACAAAGGCUCAGGGUCCAGCCACCUCGUUCUAGAUUCUCCUAAUAUUAAAUGACAGAAAAUAUACAUAGUGAGUCAUCGAAAAAGGUAUACAACGAAAUUUAGGUAAUGUAUAUUGUUUCACUUCAAAACCGAUUAUUACAACAAAUUAAACGUAAAAGACUGUUUUAAUAAGAAAAAUAAGAAAAAGUGAAGCAAUUUGUUUUGUUAGUUCACAUGAUGACGCAUCCUGUAUAUUCAUAUAUAUAUAUAUAUAUAUAUAUAUAUAUAUAUAUAUAUAUAUAUAUAAUAUACAUACAUAAUAUACCUAUAAAUGACAAGAUUUUCGUAUACGUUAGCAGCGCUCUUGUAUAAAAACUUAGAUUUAUUUGCGCACGCAAAUAACGAAGGUUAUUUAUUUAACGAAGAAGAUUUAUUUAUACUUUCAAUAGAGACAAAUAAGAUAAUGGUUUAUUAUUAACUAAUUUGUUAUUAUUAACUAUUAACGCGAUUAUUUAAUCAUAAUUAAUACCAAAAUAAGUACAGUCGUACAAUACGAUCGUUUGACAAAAAAUAUUAAUAUAUAAAUAUAUUAUAUAUACAUAUAUAUAUAUACAUAAUACAUAAUUAUAUAUAUAAUAAUAUAAUAUAUAUUAUAUGCAUACAUAUAUAUACAUAAUACAUUUAUGUAUUAUUAUAAAUAUAUAUACAUACAUACAUACAUACAUACAAAUAUUCUAUUCAAUAACAAAUGUCUUCAGAUAUAAUAUUUGUUAUGUAGUUUAAAAAAAAAGAAGUAUAAGGCUCGUGAGUAAAAUGAUUUAAACAGCAUACAUCUUUCGUUACUUUCAUUUAUUAAUAAUUUGCGUUUGAACGAUUUUAUAUACAUUUAUAGAUACACGCAACACGCGUAUUUUGCUUGCACGCGAUUCGCUGACUUAAUUAUCUAUGAUUAUAUAAGUAUAUAUAUAUAUA
This is a messenger RNA of Vespa crabro (European hornet), 3060 nucleotides long. It is a transcript of the gene spz4, whose product is annotated as protein spaetzle 4. The coding region runs from base 841 to 2151 and encodes 436 amino acids. Gene Ontology annotation, cellular component: extracellular region. The record is from RefSeq and is a predicted model, not a curated record. The transcript has 8 exons. Gene Ontology annotation, biological process: central nervous system formation; regulation of Toll signaling pathway; innate immune response. Gene Ontology annotation, molecular function: growth factor activity; Toll binding. Lineage: Eukaryota; Metazoa; Arthropoda; Insecta; Hymenoptera; Vespidae.